CUAACGUAUAUUCAUGCCGAUUCUUUUCAGCGUUUGUUAUGCGCUAAAUUAUUUGGUACGAUUACGUCAUCACGCCGUGCUCGACGCCAUGGCCUGCCUCACUUUAGAUUACAUAAAGUGAAGAAUAUCAAAAUGUGGCUUUGUCUUAGAUCCAUGUUGAAGGUGCGUUGAAAGUCGAAGAUUUUAUGCCUAACUAAACUAACUUUAUUUCUACUGGAUAGUUCUAUCAGUUCUAAACUGUUCUUCCUAGAGGUCCAGUAAGAAUAAUCUCUUAUUGAUCCAGUGUUACUACAGGAGGAAACCUAAACUAAAUUACCUUUAUUUCUACUGGAUAGCUCUAUCAGUUCUAAACUGUUCUUCUUAGAGGUUCAGUAAGGAUCAUCUCUUAUUGAUCCAGUGUUACUACAGGAGGAAACCUAAACUAAACUAACUUUAUUUAUGCUGGAUAGCUCUAUCAGUUCUAAACUGUUAUUCCUAGAGGUCCAGUAAGAAUCAUCUCUUAUUGAUCCAGUGUUACCACUAACUUCAUUUAUAGUGGAUAUAUUUAUCAAUCCUAAAGUACAUCAUAUUAUAUUUUACUUAUAUUCCAUUGUUCGCUUCUCAUUUCAGAGACGAGGACCACAGCGUUCAGUUGGCGUUAUUAUAUCCUCUACCUUUCUUUUGGGGAUCUGUUUGGUUGUUAUAACCUGCGUUCAGGUGGGAAUCCAUCGACGUUGUGACGUAUUGCCGACGGUUUGGCAAGCUAUAUUAAUGAGCACGUUACUAAAGAUUUUAGUCUCACCCGAGAUGCAGAUAAAAGAUCGUCACAGUUUCCAGCCCAUAUAUAGCCUGCGAACAGACGUUUAUUCAGGUGGACCUAGUACUAGACCUGAAUAAACGCCUGUUCGCAGGCUAGCCAUAUACAAUACACACUGUCAGGAAAUGUACACUACUGGAUAUACACAUUGAUGUAUUGUCUUUUUUUUUCAGCUUCUCAAAGGAACUGAAAAGGAAAGAUUUUUGUCUAAAUUAUUCAACGUAGAAGUAUUUAUUUGGUAAGGAGAGAACAGUCAAGAUCAAACGAGGAUGAGAGUGUACAUGAGAGUUCACAGUCACGUGAUCUUGGUUAGCUGUUCUUAAUGCUUUCCCAACACCAUCAUGUAUUCUAUUGAAGUUAAAACAUAGUUGGAACAUUCAUCAAACCUUUAUUUUGUUAAUCUAGAGCCUAGGAAUGCCCCCCUGUAACAAUGUGUGACUGUCAACUCUCAUGGACUUUCAUUUUCGCCAUGCAAACCUACCAAGAACUUGUCAAAGAUCAUGGGCGGACUUACUGGGGGGGGGAGGGUUAGGAGGGGUUACCCCCCCCCUAGAACCUCUCUAACCCCUCCCAUAAGUGUUCAACUUCACCAAAAUUUCGCUUCACCCCUCCUAUUUUGUGUGAAAGUCUUUAACCUUAACCCCUACCGAAGCUCGCUCGGUGGUGCCGCCGUUUGCACCCCACUAGAAAUGUUUCCACCCCUCGUUUAAAAAAUAUGAAAAUCCGCCCUUGUCAUAGAUACCUAACUCAACUCUUUCAUCUCCAGGUCCCUUGUUUUGUGGAUCUAUCAGUUACGAUUUGUGACGCUAGGAUCGAAGAUAAAUAGAAAAUUUCGAAAUAACUCCGUUCUAAUGACAGAACAGUUAAAUCUUUAUCUGCAAAUGGAGAAGAAUCCUGCAAAGAAAGAUGAUCUCAUGAUUGCCAAUAAUGUUUUAAAACUUGCCACGAAACUAUUAAAGGUAAGGUUGAGGAGAUGUUGGUCUUAGAAUGAGUCUCACUGUAGGCCCUUGCUCAGCUGCAUAAAUAUAAGUCAAAACAUUGAGUGACAGGAUGGUAUGGAGAACAGUGAGAUUUUAAAACAAUGAAAAGACAAUGGAACAUUCUGAUCACUGGAUGGUAUGGAGAACAAUGGGAUUUUAAAACAAUGAAAAGUUAAUGGGACAUUCUGAUCACUGAAAUCUGAAUGGUAUGGAGAACGAUAGGAUUUAAAAAUAUUGAAAAGACAAUGGAAAUUCUGAUCACUGAAUGGUAUGGAGAACAAUGGGAUUUAAAAACAAUGAAAAGACAAUGGAACAUUCUGUUCACUGGAUGGUAUUGAGAACAAUGGGAUUUUAAAACAAUGAAAAGACAAUGGAACAUUCUGAUAACUGGAUCAUGACUGGAUGGUACGGAGAACAAUGGGAUUUUAAAACAAUGAAAAGACAAUGGAACAUUCUGAUCACUGGGUCGUGGCUGGAUGGCACGGAGAACAGUGGGAUUUUUUAAACAAUGAAAAGACAAUGGAAUAUUCUGGAUGGCACUUUUGUUAUAUUCUUAGUGAAACUUAUCUACCUAGUCCUGCAUGGCCACUGAUCUGUCUAAAUUUACUGAUUUUUUAUCUCUGUAGGAUUUAGAAAGUCCGUAUAAGAUAUCGGGUUUGGCAACCAAUCCAUUAUUAUAUAAUAUAACAAGAGUUGUUGUGCUAUCAUUGAUCUCUGGUGUCAUGUCGGAUCUACUGGGCUUUCGGUUAAAGGUAAAGCAUUUCAUUUAAGACAGGUGUCGGUCUUGCACCUUCUGUCACUGAGAUUCAAUUCCUGCAAUAUCCAGUUGUCUGAUCAUAAUUUCACCUCAGUCACAUGUGAGAAGAGUGCUUCCAGUUUGACUCUACCAAACACCACAGGUUUUCCCUGAGCACUAUGGCCUCCUUACUGGCCCUCUAGGGAGAACAGUUUAGAACUGAUAGAACUAUCCAGUAUAAAUAAAGUUAGUUUAGUUUAGAUUUCCUCCUGUAGUAACACUGGAUCAAUAAGAGAUAAUCCUUACUGGACCUUUAGGAAGAACAGUUUAGAACUGAUAGAGCUAUCCAGUGUAGAAAAUUAAGUUAAAAUAAUUCAUUGAUUGUAGGUAUGGAAGAUUAAAGCGUGAUUAUUAUUGGAUGGAGUUAUGAAAUGAAAUAUAUGUAUGUGUAAAUAUGUGAAAGCAAACAUAUCAAUGGAGCUGGGCAUCUAUCUCUUGAUCCAUCAGGUAUAUAUUUUCUUAUAAAAAACUGAUUUAAGAAUUUCAAGCCUUUAUCUAAAGUAUUAGUCUGUGCAAAGAACGAAAUGCAAAGGAAAUAUUGUUAAAGAUUUAUUUAUAUAAUAUAUAUAGCAUUAUCUAUGUAUAUGUCGUGCAAUUUACAUACAAUGCACAGGCGACCUGAACCACCUUUUUACUUCAUUGAGAGAUUUGUUAUUAUUGUUAUAUAUUUGUUAUAAGUUAUUUUGUUAUUUUCAAAUAUAUUAAUAUGUUUGAAUUGUUUGAG
Messenger RNA from Paramuricea clavata, 3296 nucleotides. The record is from the annotation of a GenBank genome assembly. Lineage: Eukaryota; Metazoa; Cnidaria; Anthozoa; Malacalcyonacea; Plexauridae.